Molecule: messenger RNA, 1410 nt
Organism: Plasmopara halstedii
Lineage: Eukaryota; Oomycota; Peronosporomycetes; Peronosporales; Peronosporaceae
Product: histone acetyltransferase esa1
Exons: 8
Coding region: 1-1410 (469 amino acids)
Biological process (GO): regulation of DNA-templated transcription
Molecular function (GO): histone acetyltransferase activity
Source: RefSeq, a predicted model, not a curated record
AUGCGGUCGAGUGCCGAUGUCGAUAGCGACGUCGCGAAGGAGUGCAAGGACGAAGAGUCUUGUGACGAUCCGGGAUAUCCUGUAGGGGCUACACUGGUGGCACGCUGGAUGGGGACAGUCGAGCGCACAUGCGUCGUGAUUGAUCGCACUGCUUUGAGCAACGAACGCUUUAAAUAUUACGUGCACUGGCAUGAUUUUAAUCGCCGGAUGGACGAGUGGAUCAAUGAGCACGAAAUUGUGCGCCGAGGUACUGAUGAGGAAGCAUUGAAGCUGCAAGAGAAAGAUGCAAAGGAGAAAGAAAAGGAGCAACACGCAAAAAACCGCAGCAAGAGUAAGGCAACCGGUUCAGGAGACAAGAAGGACGUAAUGGUAGCUCCAAGUAACGAUGCCUCAGCCCGUACUCGAGGGCAAAAGCGGAAGACACCAGAUGAUCAGGAUUUUGUACCUCAAGAAGAAGAACAUGACGAACACGAAGGCAUGGAUGCUGCAAGUAUUCGAGAACACGAGGAGGUUACUAAAGUUAAGAAUGUGCGAUCUGUGGAGAUGGGACGCUUUCGGAUGGCAGCAUGGUAUUUUUCACCUUUUCCAAAAGAGUAUUACCCGAACGGGUCAAUUGAUUGUCUAUAUUUCUGCGAAUUUUGUAUGGCAUUUUUUCGUUUUAAACGCGAGCUGAGAUUGCAUCAAGAGCGGCGAAUUUGUAAUCGCCACCCCCCGGGUAAUGAAAUCUAUCGGUAUGACAAUGUGAGCGUCUUUGAAGUGGACGGUGCCAUCUCCAAAGUCUACUGUCAGAAUCUCUGCUAUCUUGCCAAGUUGUUUCUGGACCACAAGACGCUCUACUACGACGUUGACCCAUUCCUUUUCUACAUUAUCUGUGAAGUUGACUCGCGAGGAUUCCAUCCAGUUGGCUACUUCUCUAAAGAGAAAUAUUCUGAGCUGGGCUACAAUUUGGCUUGUAUACUAACGUUCCCAUGUCACCAGCGAAAAGGCUAUGGUCACUUUAUCAUUCAACUUUCGUACGAGCUUAGCAAGAAAGAGGAGAAGGUGGGGUCACCCGAAAAGCCACUAUCGGACUUAGGACUUGUAAGCUAUCGAAGCUAUUGGACACGUGAGCUGCUUCGCAUAUUGCGUGAUUAUCCCGAAAGGGAAGUGUCCAUAAUGGAACUUACUCGGUUGACGUCUAUCAAGAAUGAGGACAUCAUCGCUACGCUGCAGCACCUUAACAUGAUCAAGUAUCUUGGUGGACAGUAUGUCUAUGUCGUACCAACACAGAUUAUAGAUGCUCACUUGACGAAGCUAACAACAAAAGGUCCACAAGUCGUUACUGAGAAAUUGCAUUGGGCGCCACUCCAUUUGGACAUUAAGCGCGAUAAAUGGUCGCUGAAAGCAAUGACAGCCGAGAAGGAGGAUUAG